Messenger RNA from Oncorhynchus gorbuscha (pink salmon), 4247 nucleotides. RefSeq names its product microphthalmia-associated transcription factor-like. Gene Ontology annotation, biological process: regulation of transcription by RNA polymerase II; melanocyte differentiation. Gene Ontology annotation, cellular component: nucleus. Lineage: Eukaryota; Metazoa; Chordata; Actinopteri; Salmoniformes; Salmonidae. The record is from RefSeq and is a predicted model, not a curated record. The transcript is spliced from 10 exons. Gene Ontology annotation, molecular function: RNA polymerase II cis-regulatory region sequence-specific DNA binding; protein dimerization activity; DNA-binding transcription factor activity, RNA polymerase II-specific. The coding region runs from base 130 to 1713 and encodes 527 amino acids.
GCGCUGGGUCUUGGAGCAAGACGGGUUUGCGUUUUCAGUGGCUGUUACAGCGAGUGUUGUAGAGAGGUGGCCAUAACAUCGUUCGUUUCUUUAUCAUUUGAAAUUGCCAAGAAGUUGACAGCCGCAAGUAUGCAAGCGGAAUCGGGUAUAGUUCCCGACUUCGAGGUUGGAGAAGAGUUUCAAGAGGAACCAAAAACGUAUUACGAAUUGAAGAGUCAGCCCUUGAAAAAAAACAGUAAUCCGUUAGACCAGCAAUGCUCGUCUUCCAAGCCCCCGUUGGGCUCUUCCGCCAUGACAUCACGAAUCCUGCUGCGGCAGCAGUUGAUGCGAGAGCAGCUCCAGGAGCAGGAGCGGCGGGAGCAGCAGAGACGUCAGGCCUCCUCCACCUCGCUGCACCACCAGACCACCGACGGCCACAUCCACACCCAGACCCCGGCCAUCAACGUCAGCGCGCCCCCCAGCCUCCCCCCCGCAUCCCAGCUGCCAAUGGAGGUGCUGAAGGUGCAGACUCACCUGGAGAACCCCACCAAGUACCACAUCCAGCAGGCCCAGCAGCAGCAGGUGAAGCGCUACCUGGGCAAGCUUGGCUCCCUGCCCUGCCCCAACCAGUCCUCUGACCACAAGGGCAUGGUUCUGGGGCCGGGAAACAGUGCCCCCAACAGCCCCAUGGCCUUACUCACCCUCAACAUCAACUGUGAGAAAGAGAUGGAUGAUGUCAUUGAUGACAUAAUUAGUCUGGAAUCGAGUUAUAACGACGAUAUCCUUGGAUUAAUGGACCCAGGGCUUCAGAUGGCCAAUACGAUCGCUGUCAACACUAACCUCUUGGACAUUUAUGGUAACCAGAGCAUGCCCCAUCCAGGCCUGGCCAUCAACUCCUGCCCUGCCAACCUGCCCAACAUCAAAAGGGAAUACUCAGUUUCCCAAUGUCCGGCCAUCAUGCACAUGCUGGACAAGUCUGGGUCGUGUAGCAAGUUUGAGAACUAUCACAGGCCUGAAGGGUUUCCUGUAGAAGCAGAGGUCAGGGCAAUGGCAAAGGAACGACAGAAGAAGGAUAACCAUAAUUUGAUUGAGAGAAGACGGAGGUUUAACAUCAACGACCGGAUCAAAGAAUUGGGGACCAUGAUUCCAAAAUCAAAUGAUCCGGAUAUGCGAUGGAACAAAGGCACCAUUCUCAAGGCGUCGGUGGAUUACAUCAGGAAGCUACAGAGGGAGCAGCAGAGGGCCAAAGAGCUGGAGAACAGACAGAAGAAGCUGGAGCAUGCCAAUAGACACCUGAUGCUGCGGAUACAGGAGUUGGAGAUGCAAGCUCGUGCCCAUGGUCUGACCACAGACACAUCUGCCCUCUGCUCAGCUGAGCUCUCAGCCCGAGGCAUCAAGCAGGAGCCAGCCCUGGGAGACUGCCACCAGGAUCUGUACCAUGUCCACCCCCGGCACCAACACCACCCAGCCUGCACUCCAGACCAGGUUCAGUACACCAUCUUGGAGCUCAACGAUGGAGCAGCUCCCUACACCAAGGGCCACAGGGGAGUCUCAGGUGACCAGGGGCCUUACGGCAGUCAUCCUAAGGGGGCCUUGAUGGACAUCCUGAUGGAUGACAACUUGUCCCCUGUGGGAGGGGGAGACCCCCUGCUUUCCUCUGUCUCACCCGGAGCUUCUAAGGACAGCAGCUGCUCAGGCAGCAAAAGCAUGGAAGAGAACGACCAGAGCUGUUAGCACUCACUGCUGCCCACUCCACUCACCUGCAUUUUUAUCUCCACCCCUUCAACCUGUUCUAUGUUGUGUUGUGUUGAGGCCUCCUCAGACGUCUCCCGUCAGUAGCUAACUUCAGCCAACUGCUGGUUAGUUAGUUAGUUUGUUUUCAGGUGUUUACACAUUUUACAUUUUUCAUUGUUUUUUGUUUGUUUUGUUUAUUAUAUGGUAUCAUUGGGUUCUGAAAGCCGUCAAACUGAAUUUAGUUCAGUUUCUCUUGUGUAUUGAUUAUAAAUUACUUUUUAAUAGUUCGUUUUAAUAGAUCAUGCUCUGAUUUUAUCAAUACUUUUAUGACAAUGAGUCAGGGAGCGACAUCUCACACAUACUGUACCUGUGUAAGGUCAUCAUGGUAUAGGGCAGGCUUAUAAAUAGUUAUAGAAUCCUGAUUGAUAAGGUGAUUGCUUUAAAUUUUAAAAAAUGCAAUUCCCUCGAAGUGAAAACUAAAAAUUGUGGUUUAAUAUAUUGUUGGUGUUACACAGUCACACUACUUCCUUUAUAGCAUGUCUAUUCAGCGCAAUAUGACAGAAGCGAUAAUAUAUUAUUUUGAUUACUUUUGUUUGUGCAUUACUUUUGUGCUUUUGAACUUGAAUGAGAUAACGUCUUAGUCAGGAGAUUUGUAAACAUUUCACAUAUAGCACAGAACAUAAUGUCAGUCUAUCAAUAUUGGUAGAAAUGCAACAUUGAUUUCCAUACAGGCACAUUUGGUUUAUGAAGAUAUUUAUGAUAAUAAGAUUGAAAUGUAUUGCAGCAAAUACUCACUAAGAAGUGGAUCUCUAAGGAAGAAAAAUACAUUCUGUUUUUAACGUGUCCAUUUUCUAUUUUUAUUUUAUUUUUUGUACACUUAUUAGGAUUUGCCUGUCCAUCCAUUUCGUGUUUAAGAGAUAUUCAGGAUAUUUUUUGUCAAUGAUGUGAAUGUUUAUAUUGCUAGGAAUAUAAGGAGAUGUACGUGUAGAAAAUUGUUUAAAUACUGGAAUGACGUCCAUAAAUUGAUUUAAAUAUAUAUUUACUAACGAUUAUAUUUAGGUUUUUCAAAUGAUUGAUUGUAGUUAAAACUAUAAGCUGUACUGUUAAUGUAUAUUUCUACUGUUUAACAACUGUAGGAAAGUACUCAAAUAUGCCUUUGAUAAUAACUAUCUACUGUACAUUACACCACUGUAUUGAGAACAUGGUUACAGUGCACCCUCAAGUCUGUGGAACUAUGCAAUGAUUACAGUUGUGCCUGUUUUACCCAGAAGACAUUAGACACAUUAGGCUGGUCAUAUAAUAUGUUGUAAUGAUUAGUAAGAAGCACCUAGCAGAAUGAUUUACAUUGAAGUGCCUUACUGUUAGUUUUUUGUUUUCCACAGAUCUCGGAGGACUACUAGACACUGGUUUGUUGUUGUUGUUUCUGGUGUUUGGUGCUUCAUGUAUGAAGUGUUGAGCUGCAAGGUCCCUACGGGAAGCAGUAGGGAAGGGCCUUUUGUCAGAGAGUAGAAAACCAUGUUAUGGGCCUCCAAAUGUCUCUCUAGGCCAUCCAUUUUGUUUGGGAUGUUUUUGAUGCUAGAGUUCUGUUUUGAGGUCAGAAUUCCACUCGGAGGGCAAUAAUCAAAACAUUGCUUUUUACUGAAUUCUCAGCUUCUUUUUUGAGACCAAUUAUUUUUCUGAAUGUAAUGUAAGUGUUGACUGCCAAAAUGUGUUGCCAAAAUCAAAGUGAAGUCUAAAAUAUGCAAAGAAGGAAUUAACGUUGUUAUUUUUUGAUGUUGUACUUUUGUGUAAGGAUGUUUCUUCUUUAUUUCUAGAGCAAUAAUUUAAGAAUAGGCUGCAUGUAAAGCUUAAGCACAAAGUAGUCCAUGUACUUAAAGGCGAAUUCUCUGCAGUACAAAUCCACUGCAGAAUGGCCCUCAUGGUCAAACUGCACCCAGGUCUGUCUGGUAAUAUCUAGACACAGGCCUGUCAUUCACUCACUGUCCUUUGACUGAACCCAGAUCAGCAUAUAAUUUCCCUAGACGAUGUCACCCUCUUGUGUUGAUGAAACCACUAUGCACCAAGAUUGGUGUUUUCAACCAUAGAACUAAAAUGCAUAGUACUAACAUUUUCAUUUAAAACAAUGGUGACAGUUGAUUGAUGCCCAUUAUUUGUAAAUAAACAUAUUAAUCGAUCCGCUUGUUACCAUGGCACAGGUUGGGUAUAAUACCACUAACAUUUCAAAGAGCCAUGUUUGUUCACACAUUGAACACCCCAGGCUGACAGGUCUAUUAAUUGUAUUUACAUGGUUUCAGAUAGACGCCUCUGCCGAGAUUGCCACUGUAAUGUGAUAAUGACUCUGUUGCCAGGAGAGAUGGAGGUAGUGAUGGUCAUACACUGGUUAGGGAUGGAUCAGUGAUGUCAAGGCCAUUCAUUGGAACUGAGUGUGGAAAAGAGCUUUUGACAAACAUUAAAGUCAAUGAAAUAUUUUUACUUGUGUUAUUGCAGGAGUAUGUUUCGUUCUAUGAUUGAUAAAAAUAAAAGUAUUUCACUAA